CUAUUAAACAAUAGGUAUCCACAAUCAUCUGGAUUUUUCCAAUAAAUCAUAUCAGGCGUAUUUACAUUAUCCCUAUCAAUUUGAACAGUUGCGCGCAAUCUUCUCUUCUUCUUUGCUCAUUCCCACUUUAAGUGGGGUCGGCUCUCCUAAUAUUUCUGCGCCACGACAUUCUGCUCUGGGUUGUCGGUUUAGAUAAAUUAUACUUAUAAGUUUCUUCUUUCUCAUAAGUUUCUUAGUCACAGGGGCCAUCUUGAAGCUACCACGAACAUAUUCGUUCCGGAUUCUGUCUAGAUUCUGCCACAUAUAGUACAGCGGUUAGGGACGCUACUAAAGAAGGAGAUCCAUGUUACAUCCCUUCAUACCGCCAUCAAUUCUGCCAGGCUACGCCGACUCUUUGCUCACAUACUUAAAUUGUGCGCCAGACACUGCGUUCUUAUGGAGUCUCAACGUUGACUAACGCCAAAUACACCUGCAGGACUUUUCUGGAAGGGUUGCCAUGCCUUAAAUCCACUGUAGAUCAGACAUGGUGAUAUUAGUACAUCUCCAAUACCAUCAUUUACUUCCUCACCAGUCGUUUUUAAGGUGUUCUUUAGAGAGUGCCGGUAACUAGAGAACUAGGCCAAAAUUAACCAAGCGCCUCUGUUUGACUGUUACGUGCAAUUAAUUAUACCAUAAGUCACAACUAACAAAAAAAAACAUCAACUUUCUUACAGUCAAAAUAUGUAGGUACGCGAAAAAAGUUGAAAACUCUAGUCUGGCUGAUUUACACAACACUUCUAAAAACUCGGUAUUUUGGGUUGUCUAAAUCUUGGAGAUAAAAACCAUUUUAAUUCGAGAUGUAUCCUACAACUAUCAACUCACCGGUGAUAAUCUCCUCAGUCUGAUAGUAAGAUUUAGAUCGUACCAUUCGAGUGAAAAUAUCAAAAGAUAAAAAUGGUUACCGUUCAAAUUGAACAAGGAAAAUUGCGGGGAAAAGUUUGUAAAGAUUUUCUUGGGGGAGAAUUUUUUAGUUUUGAAGGAAUCCCUUAUGCCAAACCACCGAUAGGACCAUUAAGAUUUAAGGCACCUCAACCUCCAUUACCUUGGGAUGGAAUUAGGGACGCUACCAAAGAAGGAGAUCCAUGUUAUUCCCUUCAUAUGAUUAAUGCAAAUACUGUUGGUUCUGAGGAUUGCUUAUUUUUAAAUGUUCAUACUCCCAAAAUUCCUGAAAAUUUUGAUCAUCUUAAACCGGUUAUGGUUUGGAUUCAUGGUGGCGGUUUUCUUUCAGGUUCUGGAAAUAGAGAGCUUUACGGCCCUGAAUUUUUAAUACCACAAGAUGUUGUUGUUGUUACCAUAAAUUAUAGAUUAGGCGCUUUGGGGUUUUUAUACCUCAACGACCCUAAAUUGGGAGUCCCAGGUAACGCUGGUCUCAAAGAUCAAGUUAUGGCUUUGAAAUGGAUUAAAAAUAAUAUUAAGAAUUUCGGUGGGGAUCCUGAUAAUGUUACGAUUUUUGGGGAGAGCGCUGGAGGGGCUUCAGUUCAUUACUUAAUUUUAUCCCCAAUGGCAAGAGGGUUAUUUCAUAAGGCAAUCCCGCAAAGUGGGUGUGCUUUAAAUCCUUGGGCAUGGGGGAGUUAUUCAGCUAAAGAUUUAUGUAACAUCCUCAAAAAAGAAACGAAUAAUGAAGAAGAAAUUUUAAAAGUUUUACAAAAUGUUUCUGUUGAACAUCUAUUUAAAGCACAAUUUAAAUUAAAAGAUCAUAUAAGAGCCGAUGAUUUUCGUCCUCUUGGUCCAAUAAUAGAAAAAAUUUCUCCGUAUGAAGAAGCAUUCCUUUCUGAGCCACCUUUAGAUCUAAUACUUCAAGGUCGAUACAAUCAAGUGCCGAUAAUGAUGGGGUAUACAUCGAGAGAAGGGAUGCUUAUUGAUUUAAUAAUUCCCGAUGAGGAUAAAAAAAUAAUUCAAGAUUUUGAAGAUACGGUUCCGGUUUGGUUGGGGUUGGAGAAAAAAUCUCCAAUUUCAAUUGCAACGGGGCAAAAAAUUAAACAAUUUUAUUUCGGCGAUAAAGGACAAAGUUUGCAAGAUAAAGAUCCGUGGUAUAUGUUGAACACCGACAAUUUAUUUUUACGUGGUAUUUACACUUGUGCUAAACAUCACAGUGUUACAUCAAAAGAACCCGUUUAUUUGUACCGAUUUUCUUUUGAUGGCCCAAUGAACCUUUUUAAAACGUUUGCUGGGAUUACUUCAAAAGGUGCUGCGCACGGUGAUGAUUUAUGUUACCUAUUUAAAAACUUCUCUCACAACGAAAUCGAUCGUUUAAGCAUCGAUUGUGAGUGUAUUUCAAAAAUUACCCAACUAUGGGGAAAUUUUGCAAAAACUGGGAAUCCUAAUUUACCGGGAUUGGGUGAAAACGUCGAGUGGAAACCGGUUACUAAAGAUGCGGUUAACUUUUUAGAUAUUGACUUUAAAUUAACUUUGGGAGAAAAUCCAGAAAAAGAAAGGAUGGAAUUUUGGGAUGGCAUCUACAAAAUGAAACCAACGUGUUCAAAGUUAUGAUAUUUUUUUAAUACAUUUUAUAGAAAAUUGA
Onthophagus taurus is the source of this 2560-nucleotide messenger RNA. Its product is annotated as esterase B1-like. The record is from RefSeq and is a predicted model, not a curated record. Lineage: Eukaryota; Metazoa; Arthropoda; Insecta; Coleoptera; Scarabaeidae.